ACAGAUUGGUGAUGGGUCAUUUGGUCGCUGUGAAAAUCAUGAAAAAGAAAUAUUCAACAAUUGAACAAUGUGCUGGGCAAUUCGAGCCUCGGCUGCUUGAGUUAGUUUCACCGCAUGUAAACAUUGUACAGAUAUUCGAUAGCUUUCUUUCACCUGUCAAUUGCGAUCUUUCCUUCAUUAUGGAAUAUAUGGAUGGUGGCAAUCUAUAUCAGCUGAUGAGGGAAAGGAAAGAACUCCAUUUACCGUUUAGUCAGCAGGAGAUACGAAGCAUAUUGUGAGUAACGACUAUGUCAAUUUUAAUUUACGUUUUACCCUAGGAUGGCUGUAUUCAUAUUGCAUGAUCUUUACCUUUUUAAAUUUUUUCUUUUUUCUUUCUGACUUGAAAAAACAAAAAAAAAAAAGGUAUCAAACGUUAUCUGCUGUAUCACAUAUACAUCAUCAUAAUGUAUUUCACAGAGAUAUGAAGCCUGAAAAUCUGUUAUUGGAUUACUCUUCUGGGAAACCGAUCAUUAAGCUUGCAGAUUUCGGUUUAGCAAAAGAAUUGCGUAGCUCACCUCCUUAUACAGAAUACGUCAGCACAAGGUGGUAUAGAGCUCCUGAAGUCCUCUUACGCUCCACAGAAUAUUCUGCACCUGUUGAUCUAUGGGCUGUUGGGGCUAUCUUUGCCGAACUUAUCAACUUGGAACCGCUCUUUCCUGGUGAGUCUGAGAUCGAUCAGAUUUAUCGUAUUUGCGACAUAUUGGGAAGUCCAGGAAACAAAUUAGUAGCUCAACAACAUAAGAAGAUGGAAAAGCGGGCAAAUGACAAACGCUUAAGCCCUGGUUUUGCACGAAAAAAGACCAAAGACUUGACUCUUGCAGAGCUAAGUUUUUUGAAUACCAACAUCGCGUCGACUACUUCUACUUUGAAUGCCCAUGACGGCGGUGGUGAAUGGAAAGAAGGUGUCAAAUUAGCGUUUAAAAUUGGCUUCAGGUUCCCUUCAGUGAAACCAAAGCCAUUGCAGCAGGUAAUACCAAAUGCUACAGAGUCUAUGCUGGACUUGAUCAAGCAUUUUCUUUGUUUCAAUCCUAGUUUUCGUUGGACGGCAGACUAUGCCCUAAGACAUCGGUUCUUUACCUCUGAGACUGAAGAAGAAUCACAUACAGUCAUUCAACUCAACACACCUAUGGAACCUAUUACACCACCUGAUGACGGUAAUAGAACGAAUGAUAAUAGCAGACUGAACACGCCAACAGGUAUACUAAGCUCUACCAGAACUAUCCUUACCCCGAAAAGUCUGUUGUCUAUGCCUCAGUCAUCCUAUCAGUUUUGCUCACACUGGACUGAUAGUCAUCCCGAAGAUCAUUAUCGGCCCAUCUCCCGCGAUGGCAGAACAAACGCAAUCUCUACCACAACAACAAUGCACAAUACUCAUACAGACAGUAUAUUACAUGGUCAAAGAAGUAGCCAUAGCAGAAAUAGCAAAAACGCAUGGUUGAUUCAUAACAGACCCAUUUAUAGCUCUCAUCAAAAAGUGCACCCUAUUUCAAACACUCCAGCAACUUCAAACAACUACGAUCAUGCUUCCUAUUAUCAACUGCAGUUCCAGCCUCAAUCAUUGGACAUUUGCCGACUGGAUACCCCUUCAGAUAGUGAGCAGCAUCAUAAAGGCUCUAUGGAACUUUCUACCAAACGUAAUUCGGAAUUAGCGAUUGAUUCAAAUGCACCUUACUGUAGCGGGAACUGUCUCAAGCCGAACGAUAUGGCGCACUACGGGUGCCAACAACGCUGUCAGGCACAAACAAUACGAUGGACACCGCCUCACUUCAUAAAACAUCCACGUUAUAAUGAUGAUCCGGAAGCCAAAGAAAAUGACGCGGCUAUCACUCGCCAUGAAAGCAGACGUUCAGCAAGACGUUUCUUUUAUAUAUCGGCAAUGAUGGAUACUACUGCAACGAGCGACUCAGUCAGUUCCACCCGAUCUAUGACUGUUGGGCCAUCAAAAAAGCUUUGGUCAUUAUCUUCAUGUUCUAGGUCUCUUCCAUCAGCCAUUCAUCUUCAUGCCACGUCAAUCACUACGGCUGCUACUGCUACACCCACCAGAUUCAAGGUUUGGCUUCCGGUAAAUGAAGCAAACGAGGAUAACGAUACAGAAGAUGACGAACAGAAUUGCACAGAUGAUGCUUUGGAAAGCAAUUGGGUCCCUGUAUUGUAGUAGAGAUAGAAGCGAAAGGAGAGAAUAUGGCAACAAGAAAGAUUAUUGUUGCUGCCAAUCUUCGUGUAAAAGAUUAAAGAAGGAUCAGACGCGACACGUCAUUUUAAUCUAUUGACGUUCAUGCAUUGAUCUAUGAUUACAGCCGGCGGUCAUUCUGCUGGAUUUAGUCUAGUGACGUCAGUUUUAUAUACCAUUAUAGUUGUAUCAUGCUGCUUUGAUUUACGCUUUUGCCCCCCCCCUAUACAUUAUACCAUUUAUUAGCAUAUACUCCUAAAUAAAAUUUUCUUCUGCCUAAUGUAUGCAGCAACCUAACAUUAACAUCAAAUACUGA
Mycotypha africana is the source of this 2525-nucleotide messenger RNA. RefSeq names its product kinase-like domain-containing protein. NCBI's taxonomy places the organism in Eukaryota, Fungi, Mucoromycota, Mucoromycetes, Mucorales, Mycotyphaceae. Gene Ontology annotation, cellular component: nucleus; cytoplasm. Gene Ontology annotation, biological process: intracellular signal transduction; protein phosphorylation. The record is from RefSeq and is a predicted model, not a curated record. The transcript has 3 exons. Bases 338 to 2194 code for a protein of 618 amino acids. Gene Ontology annotation, molecular function: protein serine/threonine kinase activity; ATP binding.